AUGCUUGCAGGUCCCACCUCUCCAAAGAACAAGACCUCUCCCACUAGAGCGUCCUACGCAGGCCCUACGCAGCCCAUACCGAAAAAGUCGCUCCAGAUCAGAACAGACAAACCCCGUCCCCAUGUCUGUUCCAUCUGCACCCGUGCUUUUGCUCGGUUGGAACACUUGAAACGUCAUGAGCGCUCGCACACUAACGAGAAGCCGUUUCAGUGUGCUGCGUGCGGUCGCUGUUUUGCUCGCCGAGACUUGGUUCUCCGCCAUCAGCAGAAGCUCCAUCUGAACAUCUUCCUGGUGGUCCGUCGUGGUCUGUUGCCCACAACGCUUGCGUCUCAGACGCCAGCCAUUCCCGAGUCGACCACUCUGACCCCUACGGGCGACAACAUCAUCAUUUUGCAGAACAACACCAGUGCCAAAGCGCCUCUUCCGAACGAGCUGGAAAUGCAGUCGCCUAACAACAUACACAUGGCUGGCCUGGGGAUGCUGCUGCCAAUGAACGUCGGAGGACUGCCCAACGAGUUCUCUCAAUUGUCUGCUCCUUUCUACCAAAAUAGGCCACCCAGCAGCGGGGCUAGUGCUCAAAACGGCAGUAUUAAUACCAACAGCAUCACCAACAGUAGUCUUUCAGGUAGUAAUGGCUUCCUGUCGCUGGGCGGCAAUGGCCAAGACUCCUUGACUAUGCCCUCUCCCAGCACCAACUCGAGCCACAAUACCCCCUCGUUCAACGUUCUGAACCAUCACUAUACCUCGGGCUUCAUGGAUGCUGACCCUCUCCUGGUAGUUGGCGGCUUGAUCAAUCCAGAUAUGACACAACAGCCAUCUCCUCUCACAGGCGACUCUCCCGAAUUGAGAGAGAAGAAGCGCAUGGGUUCUGGUGACUCAAACCACCUGAGCACUCCUGCAAAUGCAGGUAUCCGCCCUUCAAAGAUCUUGGACCGUUUCACGAGUGCCUCGGCUUUGUCACGUACCAACUCUGGUGUUGCUGGCCACCGCCAUGCCUCAUUCUCGGCCGUCUCGGGUAUUUCCUACACGAACCUCCAGGAUGCGAUGAUCAUCCGUAACAAUCAAUUUACCGAUGUUCCAGCACAGGUUGGCUUUGCCACCCCUCAAAUGACUGCUGAGGAAAUGGAGGUAAAGAGCUUCUCUGGCGAAGAUUUCGGCCUGUUGGACUUGGAUUGGUACUCUCUUGAUUACGGAUCUCAUCCUCCUCAAAAGGAUUCUUUACCCCAGCACAAUUCCAAUAGAAGACCCAACCGUACCGAUUCCUCUGCCAAUGGCUUCAAAAUUAAGCUAAACACAAUUCCUUCGGAGUCACAGCUAGCUCAAGCCGGAGAUCAUGAGUAUUUCGCCAGCAAUAUUGUAGCCGGCCACCAAUUCCUGGAUCCCAGUCACCCUCACCAUAUUAAGGGCACCACUCCUAUUGAGUUUGGCUACUCUUCUUUCACAGAUGUUGCUAGUGCGCUUGGUUCAGACAGCAGGAAUAUUCAUGUGGGAACAGGUUUUGCACAUUUAGCACACGAUGCCCUCGACUUGAAGGAACCUCGCCGCAAGUCUAGCGGCACCGGCAGCGUUUCUGUCACUACUCCUGGCUCCAUGUCAGGAAGAGAUAGUGUCCCACCAAGCGCAGGAUCCAGAAGUGGAACCAAACCUCCUUCGAGUGGUUUGCGCCGCCAAGCGCUGACCAUUAUGAAUCAUGACUUCAAACGUGCAAAUUUGGGGACCACACCCAAAAUGAGCCAAGGAUCUCAAAUGGGCACCUUCACUGAUGCAGAAGAUUUGGCAUGGGUUGAGCAGAUUCGCGGUAUUCCAGUUCCUAAUGAGUUUCCUCUGGCCACUAGAACUACCGGUUUUGAAGGAUUUCCUUACAUCCAUGACCAAUUCGACCUGGACGAAGUGUACGGCUUAUUCAAACUGAGACAAGAAGACUUGGUGAAACAGCGCAGUACUGUAAAUGCAGCCGCUGCCGCAAAUGAUGACAAUUACUCUGUGACUUCCACAGAGCAUAGUCACAGCAUGGAGCGUGCCCUGUCUAAAGUUAAGUUCAUCAUUGGUGACACAAAUGAAGUAAUUACUGAAGAGUUCCGUGCCAAAAUCAUUCUGGAGAGCAAAUUGACCGAUGCUCAAUUUCCACCUUGCGAGGACUUAAAUGCCUACUUGAAUUUGUAUGAGAAGGAGUUUAAUACCUACUACUCUUUCAUUCACAUGCCAACGCUCAAGAGCCCUACUACGAAUAACACGGAGAACGUGCCAUUGAUUUUAUCCAUGUGCGCCAUCGGUGCUUUGUAUCUGUACCAUGAUUCGAACACCCUCUUGUUGUUCAACUUGUCGAAGUUCCAUAUUCACAAUUUCUUCGAGAAAGAGGUAACAGUUGACAAACUUCAAUUUAAGAAGGUUCCAAUUAUGGCACACCAAUGUCUUGUUCUCCACAUCUUCAUUUCGAUGUUCCUCAACGAGCCCAACAUGGUUGAGAUUACUUCACGUCAAAUGAAUUCUAUGGUGGGGCUUAUUAAGUCCACUAACUUCCAUCGCCCACUCGAGCAAUUCAUAGUGCCACCCAAACCAAUCACGGGGCCUCUUGAUCAUGCCGGUAUCCAGGCCAAUUUCGAUUAUUUCGUCAUGUCUCAGACUAGAAUCCGUACAAUUCAUACCUUUUACCAACUUGAGGUCUUGCGCAGCGCUCUUUUGGGCUGCCCACUUCCUAUGAGCGGUUCUGAGGUAAAGUGCGGAACUCUUUGCAGCGAUGAGAACUUGUGGCGUCUGUCAUCUGCUGAAGAAUGGUACCUUCACCUCCAAAAUUCACCAGCAAAGUCAUUAGUCGAAGUCAGCAACAACGAAAGUAUGGGUCGCUUGUUUGAGCAACUCGGAAGUGGAUUCUUGCCUGAAGGGAAGAUCUCUUUCAGUAAGUCUUUUGCUUUGAUCAUGCAUGUUCACGAGCAAAUUCUGAACGAGUAUAAUGAAAGUAAAACCGAUAUAGAGCCUUUGGAGUGGCGCACAAGCCACCGUCCAAAUCUCGAAAAUUUGUUUACAUCGUGGGAGAGUCAUUUCAUUAGAAGUGGUGGAUUUUCCUUGAUUAACAACCACAACCACCAUCUUCUUAACACGCGCUCCGAACUCAAAUUGAUCAUUCCAAUGUCUUUGUUGGCCAAAAUGCGUCUUUGUAUCAAUUUCACCCCUGUAAUGACCCAGGUUUUGUAUAAAGACUGGCCCGGAAUGGAGGCCAUGCUCAAGAAGCUUGAUCUCGAUGUCGAUGCCUUGAAAGAGGCCGCACAAUACUCGAUUGAGGUGCUCAAUUUGUGGAUUCACAACAUAUCGAUGCUUAACGAUGCUAAGCAGACAUCUGUGCGUACUCCAGUAUUCUUCGUCACAUGUAUCUUUAUCUCUGUUGUGAUCUUGAGUAAGGUGUUGAAGGUAAUUGAAAGCGCUGAAAAUCCCUCUGUCUACGACCGUGCCUUCUGGCUCACUUGCGUGAAAGUUCUCAACGGCAUUGAGACGGCAUUGAGUCCAAAAGAAGAGUCGUCAUACUCUGAGUUCUUGUGUGAACAGUCACACGGUGUCUUUGACUACGCUUGGAGCGAUGAGUUCAAGAAGAACAAGGAGGAGACAGUCAAGCAAUUGAAUCUGGGCGAAGGUUCAGCGGACACAAUUCGCAAAUGCAAGCUUUCGAUCCAAUCGCUCAGUCUCGGAGUGCGGAUUCUAGCAGAUGCUCCCCUCUGGCCGCUAGCCAUGGGAUUUGCUGAAGCACUCAAAAACAUGGCCACGCAAUUUAACGACGAUAAGAAGUGA
This is a messenger RNA of Australozyma saopauloensis, 3780 nucleotides long. RefSeq lists its product as uncharacterized. Gene Ontology annotation, molecular function: zinc ion binding; RNA polymerase II cis-regulatory region sequence-specific DNA binding; DNA-binding transcription factor activity, RNA polymerase II-specific. The coding region runs from base 1 to 3780 and encodes 1259 amino acids. The record is from RefSeq and is a predicted model, not a curated record. The transcript has a single exon. NCBI's taxonomy places the organism in Eukaryota, Fungi, Ascomycota, Pichiomycetes, Serinales, Metschnikowiaceae. Gene Ontology annotation, cellular component: chromatin. Gene Ontology annotation, biological process: DNA-templated transcription; regulation of transcription by RNA polymerase II.